Messenger RNA from Electrophorus electricus (electric eel), 799 nucleotides. It is a transcript of the gene eif1b, whose product is annotated as eukaryotic translation initiation factor 1B. Gene Ontology annotation, biological process: translational initiation. Gene Ontology annotation, molecular function: translation initiation factor activity. NCBI's taxonomy places the organism in Eukaryota, Metazoa, Chordata, Actinopteri, Gymnotiformes, Gymnotidae. The record is from RefSeq and is a predicted model, not a curated record.
GCUUUGAUUUCGGUCUUUCGAGCUAGGACUGUAUGUUGUAAGCUGUAGUUUGAUAGGUAGCUUAGCCUGUUAGGCCAUUAUCGCAUUUGCUUUAGCUAUAACAAAUACUAGUAAUAAAAGAAACGCCGUUAGGUGCACAUAUCUUUCGUAUAUAAAGUUACUGUAAUAAUAUCGCAUGUCCUCUAUCCAGAACCUCCAGUCUUUUGAUCCCUUUGCUGAUGCAACUAAGGGUGACCACUUGCUCCCUGCUGGGACAGAAGAUAAAAUACACAUAAGGAUACAGCAACGAAACGGGCGCAAGACGCUUACUACUGUGCAAGGAAUUGCAGAUGAUUAUGACAAGAAAAAGCUUGUGAAGGCCUUCAAAAAGAAAUUUGCAUGCAAUGGUACUGUGAUUGAGCACCCUGAGUAUGGAGAAGUUAUUCAAUUACAAGGAGACCAAAGAAAAAAUAUUUGCCAGUUUCUUCUUGAGAUUAACAUUGUAAAGGAAGAGCAGUUGAAGGUCCAUGGUUUUUAAAAUAAUGGAUUUACCAGAGGAUCAGGACUACAGCAAUUUUUAGAACACCAGAUUAGGGCUCUGAAGUUUCCUGACCCCAUUCCAGCCUGAUAAACAUGGCUGUGAAAGUGAAAUGUUGUCUAUACAAAAGUUUUUACAAGUAUUCCUUAUUCAUAAACAUUUGAUAGAACAUGACUGCUUUGAAUCAGGGAAUAAGUUGGAUGUUUGCUGACUAAAAUGAACAUUUGAUGGACACACUUGGCUAAAUAUUUCUCUACACAAUAAAAUGAUUUUUGAGACCUA